UAUUUUGCCUGUCAGCUGGCAAUUUGACAAAUGUCAUAUAGCUAAAUUUAUGUGCAAAGCGUUUAGAAGAUUUUACAAUUGAGUUAAUUCUGGAAUUCUUGGUUAUACUGGAUAUCGACAAUGAUUGAAAUUACUUGUAAUGAUCGAUUGGGCAAAAAGGUGAGAGUGAAAUGCAAUCCGGAUGACACUAUUGGCGAUCUAAAGAAGUUAAUUGCAGCGCAGACAGGCACAAAAUCUGAAAAGAUAGUUCUAAAAAAGUGGUACACCAUCUAUAAAGAUCCUAUACGUCUAUGCGAUUAUGAAAUACAUGAUGGCAUGAAUUUGGAGCUUUACUAUCAAUAGUUAUUAAUAGAUAUCGCAUACUAAAGAUUGAAUUCUCCGUUUUGAUAAAUAAUUUCUUUUCUUAAGUCUACUUAAUAAAAUAUUUAUAAAAAAAAAAAAC
Bactrocera dorsalis (oriental fruit fly) is the source of this 442-nucleotide messenger RNA. It is a transcript of the gene ubl, whose product is annotated as ubiquitin-like protein 5. Gene Ontology annotation, cellular component: cytoplasm; nucleus. Gene Ontology annotation, molecular function: protein tag activity. The record is from RefSeq and is a predicted model, not a curated record. Gene Ontology annotation, biological process: mRNA splicing, via spliceosome; protein modification process. Bases 121 to 342 code for a protein of 73 amino acids. NCBI's taxonomy places the organism in Eukaryota, Metazoa, Arthropoda, Insecta, Diptera, Tephritidae. The transcript has 3 exons.